AUGACAAGUAUCAAACCAGCUGAAAAUAUACGAAAGUAUAGUCCUGCAAUUAGUCGUGUAACAUCUGUAGUUCGUUUUAAUUCUGCUCGUGUUACACCUGAAAACAAUGAGAAUAGCUCGGAAAAAAAAUUAAAUGAACAAUCAUCACCACCACUAUCACCAUCACCAUUUAAUCUUCAAAUCGAUGAGGGAUUAUUUCAAUUUAAUGAAUUAUCACUUCAAUCACCUCUUAUUAAAAAUGAAAUACAUACAACAACUCUCAAUACACCAUCUAGAGAUGAAAAUGAAGGAAAGGAACGUACUGUUAAAGUAUCUGAAUAUUGUACACCUGAAAGUACACCGUUUGAACCUUUAACAGGAAAUAUUUCGCCAAAAAAACUACAUCGUUAUAUUCUUCUUACUCCGCGAACUAUUUUUUCUAUAUCAUUAUUUACAAUUCUUUCAUUAGCGGUUGUUCUUAUUGGUUUUGGUAUUGCUAUUUCACAUCGACGAGCACAACUAGAUUAUCAAUGUCCAGUAAUAAUAUAUUGUCCAAGAGAUACAAGUUAUACUCUCAUAUGUAAUAUAACAAAUGAAUAUUGUAAUUGUUAUAAUACAGAAGAUGAAGUUAUUGGUUGUAUGAAACAGAGACAAUAUGGAGCAGGUUGUUAUCGUUCACAAGAAUGUUCUAUUAAUUAUAAUCUUCAAUGCAAUUUAAGUCUAUAUCAAUGUCAAUGUCUUGAUCAUUAUAUAUAUAAUGGAAGUGCAUGUAUACCUAUGUUAACAUAUGGUGAUGCAUGUUCAAUAUUAAAUGAUACAUGUGAUUAUUCCUUAAAUUUAACAUGUUUAACUGGAAAUAUUUGUACUUGUAAUACAAAUAUUACAUUUUGGAAUGGAGAAUAUUGUGAAUCAUAUCGGUCUGUAAAUAGUCCAUGUGAUCCAUAUAAAAUUCCAUCUGGUUGUUCAAUGACAUUUAUAUGUGAUAAUUCUACAGUAACAUGUCAAUGUUCAUCAUCAACUUAUUUUGAUGGUGACGUAUGUUUAUCAUAUAGUUCAUAUUUAGAACCUUGUUAUGAUACAUCAUCGUGUUUACCAAAUACAUAUUUAUCAUGUUCAGAGGGUUUAUGUCAAUGUGAUGAUUCAUUUUUUUAUUGGUCAUCAAUAAAUUCAACAUGUAUCUAUCCAAAACAAAUUCAAUAUAAUUCUACAUGUGAAUAUCAAACAGCUUGUGAAAGUGAUUUUGGUUUACGUUGUAUCAAUGGUCAAUGUUUAUGUGAAUUAAAUUCCUAUUGGACACCAGGAAAUUAUUGUGAUUUUCAAUCACAAUAUAAUGAACAAUGUUUAACAGCUCCUUGUCUUGCUAAUACUGGACUUAUAUGUACAUCAAAUACAUCCAUAUGUACUUGUCCACAAUAUUAUUAUUGGGAUAAUUAUGUAUGUCAAUAUCAACGUGCAUAUACAUCAUUUUGUUUAAGUGAUAAUUGGUGUCGAGAGGAUAUUGGUUUACGUUGUCGAAACUAUACAUGUACAUGUUCAUUAUGUACAACAUGUUUUUGGGAUGGUAUACGUUGUCGUGAUUGUCCUACAUCAUGGCAAAUAGUUGUAUCAAAUGGUACAAUUCAACCACGUACUUAUUGUUAUCUUAAAGUUGAUUCGUAUGUUAAUUGGAAUGAAUCAUUAAGUAAUUGUGCAAAAUUAACAACAUCAUAUUUUGGUGGUACAAGUCAUCUAAUAUAUAUUGAUGAUUUACAAGAAUUACAAGAUGUUUGUACAUUUGCAACAACUGCUUAUUAUGAUAUAUUUAUUGGUUAUACAAAUCGUUUUAAUUAUAGUCAAUGGUUUUUUGCUAACGAUACAUUAGCACCACCUAUUAAAUGGUGUACAGGUGUAGCAACAACAUUUACAUCAUUAACAUGUACUCGUGUACUUAUUAGUUCCGUAUGUGUAACUGAUAUAACAUGUUAUGGUUGGACUUCAAGAUAUAUCUGUGAACUUGAUUAA
This is a messenger RNA of Adineta steineri, 1980 nucleotides long. NCBI's taxonomy places the organism in Eukaryota, Metazoa, Rotifera, Eurotatoria, Adinetida, Adinetidae. The record is from the annotation of a GenBank genome assembly.